GCCCGGACCCUCGGGGCCACGCCGACCGGGGUCCCCUGCGACGACUGGGGCCGCGAGCUCGGACGUAGGCGCGAGGAGUGCCUUCCGGGAUUCGGGACGCCAGCACGGUGUCCCGGCGACACUCGAAACAUCUCGGUCAUUUUUCGUUUGGCGACGUGGACGGGGCCGCCGGGUGCUGGGCUGCCCUGGCGACGUAGCCGGAGCGAAGGCGAAUCCCGCCCGGGGGCUGCUGUCCGGCCGCACGGCCUCCGUCGUGCCCGAGCGGCUGGAGGUUCGCCGCCGACUGUGCUGGGAGCCCCCGGCGCUGCAGCUUCCCCCGCCCCGAACGUGCUGCACGUGGGGCGCGCUUGUCACAGCUGUAAGACACUGUGACUAACGGCCCCAGAUUCCAGGACACCCCGGUGUUGUGCAGCCUGCAUCCUAGUGUGGCGCAUCCUCCACGACGGCUGGGGAGCCUGCUGUCAGCUGCAUCUGGGAUGGAUGGCCUGACUCUGCAGCGGGCACAGCUGUGGAUACGCUUGUACUAACGACUGGUGGCAUGAUACCUGCCAGAUUUUUCUCAGCAAGAUGGCAGACUGCGUUGGAGGGCGUGAGGCGCUGGACCCCAUCCACCUGGGCCAUCCUCCAGCCCAGCUGGCUCCUCCAGCCAGAGCCUGCUGCUCGACUCCUCUCCAUCAGCUGUGCCAGCUGUGCCAAGCGCCAGGAGUCCCCCCAAAAGAAAAUGCUUUCUGAAAAGAAACUGAAGAGGUACUUUGUGGAUCACCGGAGAGUGCUCGUCCGUGGAGGAGAUGGAGGCAACGGGGCGAGCUGCUUCCACAGUGAGCCUCGGAAGGAGUUUGGAGGCCCCAGUGGUGGUGAUGGAGGCAGCGGUGGCCACGUCAUUCUGAAAGUUGACAGGCAGGUCAAGUCUCUGUCCUCAGUCCUGACCCGCUAUCAGGGUUUCCAUGGCGAGGACGGCGGCCGGAAGAACUGCUUCGGUCGGAACGGUGGUCCCCUCUAUAUCCGGGUCCCCCGGGGCACUUUGGUCAAGGAAGGAGAAGACACCGUGGCUGACCUCUCUUGCCCGGGUGAUGAGUAUGUCGCCGCUCUCGGGGGUGCAGGAGGCAAGGGCAACCGCUUCUUCCUGGCCAAUGACAACCGCGCCCCUGUGACCUGCACCCGAGGGCAGCCCGGACAGGAGCGUGUCCUCUUCCUGGAGCUCAAGAUGGUGGCUCAAGCAGGGAUGAUUGGCUUCCCCAAUGCCGGGAAGUCCUCGCUGCUCCGAGCCAUCUCCAACGCAAGGCCUGCUGUGGCCGCUUACCCGUUCACCACCCUGAAGCCCCACAUCGGCGUCGUGCACUACGAAGGCCAUCAGCAAGUGACAGUGGCCGACAUCCCCGGAAUUGUCAGGGGCGCACACCAGAACCGCGGCCUGGGGCUCGCCUUCCUCCGCCACAUUGAGCGCUGCCGCUUCCUGCUGUUCGUGGUCGACCUCUCGGUGCCAGAGCCCUGGGUACAGCUCCAGGACCUGAAGUACGAGCUCGAGAAGUACGAAGAAGGCCUGUCAGAGAGGCCCCACACAGUCAUCGGGAACAAGAUCGACCUCCCUGAGGCCAGAGCCCACCUGCCCGAGCUCCAGGCCCGCCUGGGACAGACUCUCAUCCCCCUGUCAGCCACCACCGGGGAGAACCUGGAGGCCCUGCUCCUGUGUCUCAAGGAGCUGUGUGACAACCAUGCAGAGGCUGAGCGGGCAUGUGGCCGCCAGCCACUGAGCAGGAGGCCAUCCCAACCCAUACCUGGUCACGCCACCACCAGGGACUGCACGUCCAGCAACCACCAGUCGAAGAAGUGGUAGGGUCUCGUUCAAAGCUGAGUCGGCGGCACGUCCAGGGACCUUCAUCUGGCUGAGGGGGUUGGGACGCUGUGUCCAGGUUGCACCACAUGUCUUAGAUAGCCUUCCCUGUUCCACAUGGGGAGCCCCAGCUUGCUGCUUUCCUGUUGCCAGAACUUUCCUUGCCACAGAGCCCUCGGGACUUUUCCCCAUCACACAGAAAGCAUUUGCGUGAUGUUUUAAGCAUAGCUUUUUCUCUUUCACGCGCUACUCUGUGUAGGAAGGUAAAGCUGGACCUCACUUCCUCCGGCGGGUCCCCGUCUCUUCUGUUUUAGGAACAGAAAUUUUGCCAGUCUUCAUUCUUUCAAUUGAGAUAUAGUUUGUACACCAUAAAAUUUACCAUUCA
Molecule: messenger RNA, 2216 nt
Organism: Loxodonta africana (African savanna elephant)
Lineage: Eukaryota; Metazoa; Chordata; Mammalia; Proboscidea; Elephantidae
Gene: MTG2
Product: mitochondrial ribosome associated GTPase 2
Exons: 9
Coding region: 539-1834 (431 amino acids)
Cellular component (GO): mitochondrion
Molecular function (GO): magnesium ion binding; GTPase activity; GTP binding
Source: RefSeq, a predicted model, not a curated record